GUUCCCUCUUCGCCCAAAACCCCCCGUCUUCCUCUUCUUCUGCUUCGAUUAUUAGAUUGGAGGAUUGAGAGCGGGAGGGAGGGAGAGGACAGGACGAUAAUGAAAGAUGGUCGGACUGAGCGUGGUAUUGGAAGGUCACCACCACCACCCCCACCCCCAUCACAAGACCAGCGGCGGCCAUUUUAGCAAGACCACGAAGCCCGACACCAGCAACAGCCACCCGCAGGUCAUCAACAAGACCUCCAUGUCUGCCAUGGCCAUUCACUCCACAAAACUCUCUCCUCGAUCGUCGUCUUCAUCUUCUUCUCCUUCUCAGCCGAGCUUCCCCGCCCCCGCUUUCCUCGAGAAAUGCUUCCUCUGCAAAAUCAAGCUCCUGCCCGGCAAGGACAUCUACAUGUACAAAGGGGACAGGGCGUUCUGCAGCGUGGAGUGCCGGUGCCGCCAGAUUUUCAUGGACGAGGAGGAGACCCUGAAGAAGGAGAACUGCUCCAUGGCCGCAAUCAAGCCCGCCGCCGCCUCUUCGACGUCCUCUUCUCCCUCCUCCCCGGCGUCCUCCCGCCACCGCAGACCCGCCAGGAACCACCGCCCUGGCGGCUUCGCUUACUGAUGAUGCGGUGCGUGAUUAUAUAAGUGUUUGAGUUGAGACCCAAAGGAAAUUUGAUCAGAGUUCUGAAAUACCUCCAAAAAGAGAAAUUCGGGCUUUGCUUGUUUUGUUUGGGGGUUUCGUCUGUGAUUGGAACGGAGGAACAGGUGGUCUGCCGAUUUUACCCCUGGCAUGAUUUUGUAAUGACGGAGGUGUCCCAGUCCGGUGCCCUCUUCUUGUUUUUUUCCCCUAAGGUUGUUUUGUCGUUUAGCGGAAUAUCUGCUUCCUGGUAUGAAGCCAAAAGGACGUUUUAACUUUUUCUGCUGACUGACGGACUGUCUGUAUUAGUGACUGAGUGUGAGCCUCCGUUGGUUUUAUUAUU
This is a messenger RNA of Punica granatum (pomegranate), 965 nucleotides long. Lineage: Eukaryota; Viridiplantae; Streptophyta; Magnoliopsida; Myrtales; Lythraceae. The record is from RefSeq and is a predicted model, not a curated record.